AUGAUGCUGAUGCCUUCUCCAUGCUCUCUACAGUCUGAAUUCCUCCAAUCCCCUUCACUCAGUAGCCCAGUUUUCUUCAACAACACCUACAAACUUAGUUACAACAAAUUUCCAAGGCUAAAGUUUGUUUUCAUUCCAGCAGUGUCAUUAUUCACCACAAAAUCCUAUCCUACAGAAACCAGAGGGUUACAAAGUCCAAUUCUUGGUAACAAGGAUUACAAAUUAUGCCCAAAAGAGAGUGAGAAACGUAAGGGCUUGCCCAUCAAAGAAGAAGAACAAGAAAGUCUGGAUUUUGAUAAGAAAGCUAGUAAAUUUAAGGUACAAGAUCUUUUGGAUACAAUUAAAGCAUUACCCUUUAAAGGAGUUGAUCAUAUUGUCAACGUUCUUGAAAAAGAGAGUGGAAUUUUAAACAUCUCAGAGUUCAAUGAUGCUCUCAUGGCUUUGGUCACAGCAGAUGAGCCUGACCUUGUCUUGAGAUUGUACUCUAAUCUAUCAUGUUACAGUUUAGAGCCAGACGCUUGGACAUUUUCAAUCGUGGUCAGGUGCCAUUGCAAGAAAAAGGACCCUAGUGAGGCCAAAAGGGUAUUAGACCAGAUGGUGCAAAAAGGGUUUAAUCCAAAUGUUGCAAUAUUGACCACACUGAUCAAUUCAUUCUGCAAAAUGGGUCAGUUGCGGAACGCCUUUCAAGUGUUUGAGGUCAUGGAUAGAAUUGGGUGCAAACCGAAUGUUCAAACAUAUAAUUGCUUGUUGAAGGGUUUAUGUUAUGUGGGGAGGGUAGAGGAAGCAUUUGAGCUACUGGAGGAUAUCAAGAAAACGACUACAGAACCUGACAUUUAUACAUAUACUGCUAUGAUGGAUGGUUUUUGUAAGGUAGGCAGAUCAGAUGAGGCAAUGGAGUUGCUUAAUGAAGCUUUAGAGAUGGGGUUGACACCAAAUGUGGUCACUUUUAACACACUGUUUGAUGGGUACGCUAAGGAAGGGAGGCCGAUGAAAGGGUUUGGUGUGCUGAAGUUAAUGAAACAGAGAAAUUGCAGGCCUGAUUAUAUUAGCUAUAGCACAUUGCUGCGAGGUUUGUUACUGUGGGGAAAAGUUCUAGCUGGGUUCAGAAUUUUUAAGGAAUUGGAGGGGAAUGGAUUUGAAGUGGAUGAGAAGUUGAUGAAUAGCCUUGUUAGAGGUUUGUGUAGGAAAUCUUUGAAAGAAAAUGCCCCAGUAGAGUUUGCCUAUGAAGUGUUCGAUGAAAUGAAGAAAGGGGGAUUUGACAUAGCGCAGAGCACCUAUGCCUUGGUGAUUCAAGCUCUUUGCGUGGCAAAUAAAGCUGAUGAUGCUUUUAUCAAUUUGCACCAGAUUGUUAGAUCGGGAUAUAUUCCUAGAUUAAUCACCAUUAACAAUGUAAUUCGAGCACUUUGUGUUAGAGGCAACGUCGAGGAGGCAUUUUACGUUCUAGUUCUCAUGUACGAAAAUGGUAAAAUCCCAAGUAGAAUGUCCUAUGACAUACUGAUUCAUGAAUUGAAUCGGCAGGAGAGGACUCUGGGUGCUUGUAAUGUCUACGGUGCAGCAUUGGUUCGGGGUGUGGUUCCGCACAAAAAACCACGAAGAUGA
This is a messenger RNA of Dovyalis caffra, 1599 nucleotides long. The record is from the annotation of a GenBank genome assembly. NCBI's taxonomy places the organism in Eukaryota, Viridiplantae, Streptophyta, Magnoliopsida, Malpighiales, Salicaceae.